GGUGGGGGUCUCGGUCCUUUAAAGCCGCUCUCAUCCCGGUUCCGGCUCUGUUCACCUCAUCCUGGAGGAGGACUCGGACAGUUGCAGUGAAGGAGCUGCAGGACGACGUUUGGUCCAAACAGAUCAGAGCUGCACCUGUUCUGCAGGAGACGUGGAGAAAGCAAGAACUGACGCCAAACAUGAAACUGGAUGCAUCUCCAACUGUGCUGCUGUUUGCCAUCUGUUUCCUCGUCCCGCCGUCGUCCUCUGCUGCCCCCCAAGAGUCAGAUGAUUCAAAACUCCUCCAGGUGACUAUCCCCAGCAGCCCACCUGUCCUCGCGGUGCUGGGUGGUGCUCUGACGUUACCCUGCCUGGUGUCGCUUGCCCACCCACCACCGUCCCCCCCUUCCAAUGGCCGCUACGCCGUCCUGUCCGUUCCCCGGAUCAAGUGGAGCGUCCUGAGUGACAGUCAGGAGACGGAGAUCCUGGUGGCCCGUGGAGACAGGGUGAAGGUCAGCGAGGCCUACAAAGACAGAGCCACGCUUCUGAACUACGCCCACUCGCCCGCGGACCUCACCCUGCGCCUGGAGAGCCUGAGGCAGAACGACACCGGCUUCUACCGCUGCGAGGUGCAGCAGGGCCUGGAGGACGCUCACGACAUGGCUCAGAUUGUGGUCAAAGGUGUGGUGUUUCAUUACCGCGAUGCAUCCAGCCGCUACGCCUUCACCUUCGAGCGAGCCAAAGAGGCCUGCAGAGAGAUCGGGGCUGACAUCGCCACUCCUGAGCAGCUCCUGGCAGCCUAUCACAGCGGAUACGAGCAGUGUGACGCAGGCUGGCUCUCUGAUCUGUCAGUGAGAUAUCCCAUUCAGAGGCCAAGAGAGGGCUGUUUUGGAGACAUGGACGGGAUGCCAGGAGUGAGGAACUAUGGAGUGGUGGAGUCUGACGAGCUUUAUGAUGUUUAUUGUUAUGUGGAGAACAUUAAAGGCGAGGUGUUUCCUGGCCCCGCCCCCCAGCGUUUCACCUUCUGGGAGGCCAAGGCGUACUGUGUGAGUCACGGAGCGGAGCUGGCCACCACCUCUCAGCUCUACGCCGCCUGGAACGACGGACUGGACCACUGCAGUCCAGGCUGGCUGGCGGACGGAAGCGUGAGGUACCCCAUCGUCACCCCCAGGGAGCGCUGUGGAGGAGGAGAACCAGGAGUUAAAACCAUCUAUCGAUACAGCAACCAGACUGGUUUCCCCGAGCAUCUCUCCCAACAUGACGUCUACUGCUUCAGAAGUAACCACGGUUUUUACACCGAAUCUCCUCAGGAUUUCCUCGCCACUGAACCAGAGGACAUCGGCCAGGACAUCCUUUUCUCAACCACUCAGGAAGAUGUCAGUUUCAGUGAAGUAUUUAUCAAACAGACAGACAGAAUGCAAAGCACCCAGAUGACAAAUCCCACAGAGGAGGAUCCUGUUGAUGCUGAUUCCAGAAAUGAAGAUAAAGAUCCAUCGUCUACAAAAGAGCCUUUUCAGACUCUGGUUCCUCUGCCUGAGGCUCCAUCCACCCACAACACCGAUGAGGUGGUUGAGAAGGCCAGUCAUCCUGAGUCCUAUCAGCCUGGACCAGAACACCAUGAUCCUGAUACCACCUCUCCUGGUCUCAAUAUCUCAGUCCCCGAUGUCCCUUCCCAUCUGAAUGAAAGCAUGGAUCCCUUUCUGAAGCACAUUUCUGAAACUGAGACUCUGGAUGUGUUAGUGCUGAAUGUCACAACCGAGGUGCAUCAGGAGGAGGAAGAUCUCCCCGUUUCUCAGGAGGACCACACUUCCCACAUUCAUCUGGAGCACACGUCUUUAACUGAAUCUAUAGUUUCAGAGCAGCUACAAGAAGCUACUGCUGAUUCUACAGAGGAGAUGUUCGCCGUGACGACUUUAUCGCACACGGAGGGAACAGAAGUUCACUUUGUGACUCUGUCUGCGAGUUUUGAUCACAGUGAAGCAGGAGAGGUGAUGACACAUCCUCCUCCGGAUGUGGGGACACAUGGAUCUGAGAGUCACAGUUUCAACAACGCUGCUGGCUUUGAAGAAAUCAGCAUGACUGCUGACUCAGGCUUUAAUCCCACUCACGAACCUUCAGUUGUAACAGAGUCUUUCGUCUCUGUGGACCACUCUGACUUUGAAGUUGGCAGUGCUUCAGGAGACGCAGCAUCAUAUGAUCCUACCGACCAAAGUGGACACAUGAAUCCCACUCAGAUCUAUAUGGAAGAGGUGAUCCAAGUCACAGACAUUGAUGCUCCUGUCCUCAAGCAUCACCCCUUCACUCUGCUGGCUUCUCCCGUCUUCGUGACGCCGUCUCCAGCCUCCGUGGAGGUCAGCUCCCUUGAGACUGGAGCGGAAAACGCUGUUCCCCUUGGGACUGAAGCUGCUGAGGAAAACCAGGAUAUCCCAGUUGGGAGUUCAGAGAAGAUAGAGGAACAGGGGCCAGAGGAAUCAUCAGGAGAAAGUCCACACAUAAACCCAGAACUCAUAGUGACGAGCACGACUCUCUCAGAAGAUGCCACUGAUGCAUCGCUAACACUGGAGAUAAAAAUCCCUCCCUUAUCUCAUCCCGGCUGGGAACGAAACUCCUCCACCUUCACGGCUCAGGAAUCUCGCUCUGAUCCGGAUCACACAGCAGAGAGAGUUGAUGAAGACGGUCACGAGCAGAACAUCACCGCGCUUAACACCAAGGUCCUGCACAGAGAACCCGUGUCAGAACGGAGGCACCUGUGUUGAGACUCGGCCCAUCAGGUGUCUCUGUUUACCCGGUUAUGGUGGAGACUUUUGUCAGAAAGAUGUGGAGGAGUGCGAGCCGGGCUGGGAGAAGUUCCAGAGCUUUUGCUACCGUCACUUCAGCAAACGGCAGAGCUGGGAGGCGGCGGAGCAGCACUGCCGCAUGUGCGGAGGACAUCUGCUUUCUGUCAUGACCCCUGAAGAGCAGGACUAUAUCAACGACAAAUUCAGAGAAUAUCAGUGGAUUGGGCUGAACGACAGAACCAUCGAAGGAGACUUCCGCUGGUCAGACGGCAACUCUCUGCUCUACGAGAACUGGUACAAAGGGCAGCCUGACAGCUACUUCCUGUCUGGCGAGGACUGUGCGGUGAUGGUGUGGCACGAUGGCGGCCGCUGGAGCGAUGUGCCGUGCAACUACCACUUGUCAUACACCUGCAAGAAGGGCGUCUCGUUCUGCGGCGAACCCCCCCACGUUCACCACGCUCAGACUUUUGGAAAGAAGCGGCAACGUUAUGAGAUCAGCAGCAAGUUGCGGUACUACUGUGAGGAGGGAUUCGAGCAGAAACUAAACCCCGUCAUCACGUGUCUGCCUGGCGGUCAGUGGGAGGAGCCUCUGAUCACCUGCAUUCCAACUCAUUCAGCUCAGGAGGACUCUGUUGCUUCACAGCCGGACCAGCAUGAGGACGUCGUUGGCGCCGCCGCCGAGAAAGCCGGCCCGCUUUUCUGGGAUAUCAAAUGGAACAUUUAAAGCCGUCCAUGUUUUUUUUUUUUUUUUGGUUUAAAACAAUGUUUCAACUCACUUUCUUUGUGCCUCACAGGAGUGUUCUUUUGAGUUUCUGUGUCAUUUUUAAAUGUAUAAAAAUACAAAUAUCCAAAAUUAAAAGUUCUAUUAAGACCACAUGUUCAGUAUUCCCGGACAUUUUAAAUGUGCUUUAAUCCAAAUAUGUGUUUCCAGUAAAGCAGAGAGUUUGUCUAACAAGUGAAACAUUAGGAAAACUUGCUUUUAUGAAUUUGAUAAAUAAAAAUCGUUACAUUUGG
Messenger RNA from Oryzias melastigma (Indian medaka), 3770 nucleotides. It is a transcript of the gene bcan, whose product is annotated as brevican. The record is from RefSeq and is a predicted model, not a curated record. NCBI's taxonomy places the organism in Eukaryota, Metazoa, Chordata, Actinopteri, Beloniformes, Adrianichthyidae. Gene Ontology annotation, biological process: cell adhesion. Gene Ontology annotation, molecular function: hyaluronic acid binding.